GCCGACGUGCCAGGACGCUACUCCAUCCCGUCGCGUUCUCCAGGAAUCGGUAUGCGAUAAUCUCGAAUCCACGGAAACCACCCCUGUAUUCCACAGAUUGCAUCGGCGACAGGAAACGAGCCUUGCAAAUUUGCACCUGCGAGCCGCAGAAAUCUACGAGCUUGCCCCUCGGGUUCUUGGCUGCUGGUGGCUUCGUGCUCAGAUGCUCGGUAUAAAUAUCGCCGCUCGUCGUGUCCGUCUCUGGCAUCAAGCGAGACUAGCCAAGAAGAGCGAGAGAGAGAGAGAGGGGGAGAGUAGAGAGAUAGUCGACGGCGGCAAUGGCCGACGAGGCGGCCACCACACCGCUGCUGACGAGCUACAAAGCUAAGACGGCGACGGGGAAGGCCCCGUCCAUCGACGACGCGAUCGAGACGUACAUCGGCGACACCGGCGCCGGGCAGCUGUUCAAGGCGAUACUGCUGGCCUUCGCGUGGGCAUUCGACGCGCAGCAGGUGUUCAUCUCCGUGUUCACGGACGCGGAGCCGCACUGGCACUGCACCGGCGGCGGCCACUCGUCCUGCUCGCCGGCCGCGGCCUCGCCGUGCGCGCUCUCGCCUGGCGCGUGGGCGUGGGACCGCCCGGCCGAGACGUCGGUGGUCUCGGAGUGGGGGCUCAAGUGCGCCGGCCCGGCGCUGGUGUCCCUCCCGGCGUCGUCGUUCUUCGCCGGAUGCCUCGCCGGCGGGUUCCUGCUGACGACGCUCGCCGACUCUCUCUUCGGCCGCAAGAAGAUGCUCCUGCUGUCACUUGUGUCCAUGUCAGUCGCCGGUGUGCUCACGGCCUUGUCGCCGAACGUGUGGGCCUACGCCGCCCUGCGGUUCUUGUGCGGGUUCGGCAGGUCCAUGGUGGGCACAUGCGCUCUGGUGCUUUCUACGGAGCUCGUCGGCAAGAGGUGGCGCGACACGGUGAGCGUGGCGGGGUUCGCCUGCUUCACCGUCGGGUUCCUGUCGCUCCCGGCGCUCGCGUACACGUUCCGCGAGGCGUCGUGGCGGAACAUGUACCUGUGGACGUCGCUCCCUUCCCUCUGCUACUCCAUUCUUCUCUACUUCCUUGUCCAGGAGUCGCCGCGGUGGCUGCUGGUGCGCGGCCGGAAGCACGACGCCAUCGAGACGGUGCGCGAGAUCGCGGCGCUCAACGGCGGCGGCAUCACGUGCAGUUUCUCCAUGCUCCACGCGUGCGCCACGGAGCGCGAGGACGCCGGCGCCGGCGGCGACGGCGUGUUCGCAACGCUCCAGUCGAUGUGGGAGCGCCGGUGGGCGCUCCGGAGGCUUGCGGCGAUCAUGACGGCGAGCUUCGGCGUCGGCAUGGUCUACUACGGCAUGCCGCUCAACGUGGGCAACCUGGGCUCCAACCUCUACCUGAGCGUGACGUACAACGCGCUGGCCGAGUUCCCGUCGUCCAUCCUCUCGUGGCUCCUCAUGGGCAAGAUCAACCGGCGCAGCUCGGUGAUCGCGCUCACCUCGGUGGCCGGCCUGUGCAGCCUGGCGUGCGUCGUCAUCCCGGAGGGCUCCGGCGAGCGGAUGGCAGCUGAGGUGCUCUCCUUCUUCGCGACGUGCACGGCGUUCAACAUCAUCCUCAUGUACUCCAUCGAGCUGUUCCCGACGUCCGUGCGCAACUCGGCGGUCGGGCUGGUGCGCCAGGCGCUGGUCCUCGGCGGCGUGGCGGCGCCCGUGCUCGUCGCGCUCGGCCGGGACCGCAGCUUCUGGUCGUUCGGCGUGUUCGGGCUCGCCGUCGGCUGCCUCGGCCUGUUCGCCGCCUGCCUGCCGGAGACGAGGGGGAGGAGCAUGUCGGACACCAUGGAGGAGGAGGAGUACAAGGAGGCCGCCGCCACAAGCGACGGCAUGGAUAACAAUGCCGACCUCGUGUGAUCACCUCCAGCUCGCGUUCGUUUUGUACACAUCUUGGCGCCAGAUAUUUUUUUUCUCGUGCUGUGGAGAGACGACGAAGCUGUCACUCGUGUAAGCUACUGCCAACUUGCUGAAUAUAAUCAACCGAUCAAUAUC
This is a messenger RNA of Oryza brachyantha (malo sina), 2039 nucleotides long. Its product is annotated as organic cation/carnitine transporter 3-like. Gene Ontology annotation, biological process: transmembrane transport. The coding region runs from base 318 to 1904 and encodes 528 amino acids. Gene Ontology annotation, molecular function: transmembrane transporter activity. The transcript has a single exon. The record is from RefSeq and is a predicted model, not a curated record. Gene Ontology annotation, cellular component: membrane. Lineage: Eukaryota; Viridiplantae; Streptophyta; Magnoliopsida; Poales; Poaceae.